AUGAGCGCGGCCCCGGGCACCUCCCACGCUCCCCAGCCGCUGCUCCGCUUCCCCGACGGGCCGGGCGGGCCGGGCGGCGGGCGGGCGGCGGGCAGGGGCGGCGCCCCGGGGCCGUGCCCCUGUCCCUGUCCCUGCCCGGGAGGGCCGCGGAAGCGGCGGCGGACCACGUUCAGCCGGGGGCAGCUAUCAGAGCUGGAGCGGGCCUUCGCCGCCGUGCCCUACCCGGACAUCGCCACCCGGGAGCGCCUGGCCGAGCUCACCCAGCUGCCGGAGGCCAAGAUCCAGGUCUGGUUCCAGAAUCGCCGCGCCCGCAGGAUCCGUAGCACCAAGCCGGAGCCGCCGCCGCUACCGCCGCUGCCACCGCCCGGGGAGCGGGGUACCCCCGCGGCACCUCCCGACGGCAGCACCCCGUGCCCGGCCCCUGCCCUGCCGCCGCCGGGAUCCCACAGCCCUGCUCGGGGCCUCCCCACCUCGCUGGGCUCCAUCUCCGAUCUCAUCUACAGUGCGGCCAUCACCAACCUGGGCGAGCCAUAGCCGUGGCUAGGACCCCUGGCUUCUAAGGGACCCUCCUGGCACCACGGCCCCCCCCGGAUUAGCGCCAGGAUUUCAUUAGGGUGUGGAAUUACUGCCGGUCCCAAAGGCUCCGAGGAUGUCAUCCAAUAUCCUAAAUGCCGGUGCGGCCACAGCAGGGGCACCUCCCCAUCAGGUCCCUAAUACCGACUAAUCUUUUGGAAAAAUACCUUAAUCUGAGGCCGUAUCCACGGAUGAUUGUGGCGCGGCCGCCCCUAAUCCGCAGGCACGUUCGCAGGUGCCGGCAGAUCUCCCUGGAUCGGAUAUUAAACCGUGUUUCCAGAGGGGCUUAGCUGCCAUCAGAGCAUUAAUCACUGUGUCUGGCCCUGGCAGAGCGCCCACCCGGCAGGUGUCCAGGUCCCCAGGGCCUGGCGUGGCUGUCCCCUCCCUGCUGUGGGUGCACCGAGCUGGCUCCGCUCUCUGCCCCACGGCACCUGAGACACUCCUGGGCUCAGUGUUGAGGGGUAUUUUCUCUCUGCCUCCAGAAUCUGGGGACCCUUUGGCAGGGCGUUGGGAGCACUGUGCAUUCCUCACUGCAGGCAGAGGAAGGUUUGGACAGGAGAUGGAGCAGGAUGCAGAG
Messenger RNA from Sturnus vulgaris (Common starling), 1150 nucleotides. RefSeq names its product SEBOX homeobox (gene SEBOX). The record is from RefSeq and is a predicted model, not a curated record. NCBI's taxonomy places the organism in Eukaryota, Metazoa, Chordata, Aves, Passeriformes, Sturnidae. Gene Ontology annotation, molecular function: DNA binding.